ACAAAAUUUUGACACAUGAAAAAUACUCGUCGUCAAUAUCGAAUGCAUCUGGAAUUGAUGUGAAAUUUUCCACUUUAUAAAAUUCGUAACAAGUAAAACAUCUUUAAAGGUCACAAUGGGAAUUCUUGAAAAAAUUUCGGAAAUCGAAAAAGAAAUUGCCCGUACACAGAAAAAUAAAGCCACCGAAUACCAUCUGGGCUUGUUGAAAGCAAAGCUUGCCAAGUAUCGAUCCGAGCUACUGGAGCCUUCCAAAAAAGGCGAGAAAGGUGAAGGGUUCGAUGUGCUCAAAUCAGGAGAUUCUCGUGUUGCGCUUAUUGGGUUUCCUUCCGUUGGAAAAUCGACAUUGUUAUCAACGCUGACCAAGACAGAAAGUGAAGCAGCAAACUAUGAAUUUACAACAUUGACGUGCAUUCCCGGCGUUAUCGAAUACAAAGGAGCAAAUAUUCAAUUGCUCGAUUUGCCGGGGAUCAUUGAGGGUGCUGCCCAAGGUAAAGGUAGAGGACGUCAAGUGAUUGCAGUCGCUCGAACGGCUGAUCUUGUGAUUAUUAUGCUUGACGCGACAAAGCCCAAUGUUCAUCGUGAGCUUUUGGAGAAGGAAUUAGAAGCUGUUGGAAUUCGAUUGAAUAAAGUAAAACCGAACAUUUAUUUCAAGCAAAAGAAAGGCGGCGGAUUGAGCUUCAAUUCAACAUGCAAUCUAACCAAAUGCAAUGAAAAGAUGGUUCAAAGUGUGUUGCAAGCAUUUAAAAUCCAUAACGCAGAAAUACUAUUUCGAGACGAUUGUACUGAAGACGAUUUUAUAGACGUUGUGACAGAUAACCGAGUCUAUUUACCUUGUCUUUAUGUUUACAACAAAAUCGAUCAGAUUUCCAUUGAAGAAGUCAAUCGAUUGGCCCGUGAACCGAACAGUGUCGUCGUUAGUUGUAAUAUGCAACUGAAUUUGGACUAUUUGCUCGAGAAGUUAUGGGAAGACCUUAACCUCAUUAGAGUAUAUACCAAGAAACCCGGUAUGCCCCCAGACUUUAGUGACGCAAUUAUUUUGCGAAAAGGCGUUAGCGUUGAGCAUGUUUGUCAUUCAGUGCAUCGUACAUUAGCAUCGCAAUUCAAAUACGCACUCGUUUGGGGUACAUCAACAAAAUAUUCGCCGCAGCGUGUUGGUAUAAGUCAUAUCAUGCACGAUGAAGAUGUAAUUCAAAUUGUUAAAAAAUAAUGUUUAUUAUAUUCCAAACUAUUCUCUAAA
This is a messenger RNA of Contarinia nasturtii (swede midge), 1237 nucleotides long. RefSeq names its product developmentally-regulated GTP-binding protein 2. Gene Ontology annotation, biological process: cytoplasmic translation. The record is from RefSeq and is a predicted model, not a curated record. Gene Ontology annotation, molecular function: GTPase activity; GTP binding. The transcript has 6 exons. Gene Ontology annotation, cellular component: cytoplasm. NCBI's taxonomy places the organism in Eukaryota, Metazoa, Arthropoda, Insecta, Diptera, Cecidomyiidae. Bases 116 to 1207 code for a protein of 363 amino acids.